Molecule: messenger RNA, 1416 nt
Organism: Sphenostylis stenocarpa
Lineage: Eukaryota; Viridiplantae; Streptophyta; Magnoliopsida; Fabales; Fabaceae
Source: the annotation of a GenBank genome assembly
AUGGGCUUUCUCCGGCGACUCUUCGGCGCCAAGAAACACCCCAACCCGCCACCCUCCGACGGGUCGGCUCCCAAACCCGCCAAAGACAAGAAAUCCUGGAACUUCGUCAAGCACAGUACGAGGUACAAGUCCACCACGUUGUCCUCACUUAACAACAACUUUGACUCUUCAACAUCUUCUGCUCCUUUCUCCAACUCCUUGGACGCCAACAAGCAUGCCAUCGCCGUCGCCGCCGCCACCGCUGCCGUCGCCGAGGCCGCUCUCGCCGCCGCCCACGCCGCAGCCGAGGUCGUCAGACUGACCAGCGCAACUGGGCCUGCCUCCGGCAGACCCGCCACAGGGGCGCAUUCUCGGAGGCUGGCAGAGGAUACCGCCGCCGCCGUGAAGAUUCAGUCGGCGUUCCGAGGUUACUUGGCAAGGAGGGCUUUGAGAGCACUUAAGGCAUUGGUGAAGUUGCAAGCGUUGGUGAGAGGCCACAUUGUGAGAAAGCAAACUACAGAUAUGCUAAGACGCAUGCAGACUUUGGUGCGACUGCAGUCCCGGGCACGUGCUACACGUGGGAACUUGUCAGAUAAUAUGCAUUCUUUCAAGUCUUCACUUUCUCAUUACCCUGUCCCUGAAGAUUAUCAGCACUCACUUUGUGCCUAUAGUACAAAAUUUGAUGGAUCUGUUCUCAAGAGAUGUAGUUCCAAUGCAAAUUUUAGGGACGUUGACCUGGAGAAAACCCGGUUUGGUUCCCAUUGGUUAGACAAUUGGAUGGAAGAAAAUUCUUGGAGCCAAACUAGAGAUGGUUCAUUGAAAAAUGGGCACCUUGAUGAUGAGAAGAGUGACAAGAUUCUAGAAGUGGAUACUUGGAAGCCACACUUGAACUCACACCAUAGUAGUGGCAGCUCAUUUCAGCCAGCACAUCAUUAUUUGUCUUCUGAUUAUUACAAUGAGAAUUUUGUGGCACAUGAGUCUCCAUCAAAACAUUCUUCAAAAACUCUAUAUCCAAGUCUCUCUUCAAGGGAGUUUCAACCCCUUGGCUCUCUUAAACUUCACAAGGGAAAAGAAGAAGCACCUUUGAGAAAUGUUGAGGAUAGUCCUCAAGCAUUUUCUGCUUCCUCUAGACAUGGAAGUGGUGCAAGGAGAGGUCCAUUCACGCCAACUAAGAGUGAGUGUGCAUGGAGUGUCUUCAGUGGCUAUUCUGGUCAUCCUAAUUACAUGUCAAACACUGAAUCUUCAAGAGCCAAGGUUAGGUCACAUAGUGCACCAAGGCAAAGAAUGGAGUUUGAGAGAUAUGGUUCCACAAGAAGGUCUCUUCAGGGUUUUUGGGAUGCAGGACCUAGUUCAGAUAGGGAUUCUGAUUUUAGGAGCAAGGCCUACCCUACCACAAACAGCAGCUUGAACAGAAUUGGGAGUGCCAAUUUAAGGUGA